This is a messenger RNA of Solanum pennellii, 941 nucleotides long. Its product is annotated as probable plastid-lipid-associated protein 8, chloroplastic. NCBI's taxonomy places the organism in Eukaryota, Viridiplantae, Streptophyta, Magnoliopsida, Solanales, Solanaceae. The record is from RefSeq and is a predicted model, not a curated record. Bases 35 to 760 code for a protein of 241 amino acids. The transcript is spliced from 4 exons.
CUCCAUCGUUCUUCUUCGAAAUGCCAAAAUCACCAUGACCACUCACGUCGUCGCCGGCACAGGCACUACUGCCACCGCUCUUAUUGGAAAUCUUCGCCGGAGAUCUUCUCCAGCCGCUCAAUCAAGUUCGCAUCUACCACUUAACUCCCAUCAAAACCGCUCUAACCGUCGCCGGACGUUUUCCCCAAUCUAUGCUUCUGUAUCUGCAUCUCCGGCGCCGGUUAUUAAACCGGAUGACCUCGUCGAUACCAUUCUUUCUAAGGUUACACAAACGGAUCGAGGUGUUUUGCUGACAAGGGAUGAGCACAAAAGUGUAGCUGAAGUGGUUCAAGAAUUGCAACGUUUUUGCGUGGAUGAACCUGUGAAAUGCCCUCUUAUAUUCGGAGAAUGGGAUGUAGUGUACUGUUCAAAUCCCACUUCACCUGGGGGUGGCUAUCGGAGUGCAUUUGGUCGCCUUUUCUUCAAAACGAAUGAAAUGAUUCAAGUUGUUGAAGCCCCUGACAUUGUAAGGAACAGAGUUUCCUUUUCGCUUUUUGGUUUCCUUGAUGGUGAGGUUUCCUUAAAAGGAAAGUUGAACGUUUUAGAUGAAAAAUGGAUCCAAGUUGUGUUCGAACCGCCUGAACUCAAGGUAGGAGGGUUAGACUUCCAGUAUGGUGGUGAGAGUGAAGUUAAACUAGAAAUCACAUACAUUGAUGAGAAGAUCAGAUUGGGAAAAGGCUCAAGAGGUUCCUUGUUUGUGUUUCAAAGACGCAAACCUUGAAAUGCUAGUCUUUCGAGUUUAUUCUUAUAGUAUACAACCAAUUCUAUGUACAAACAUCAUAGAAAAUGAAUCAAAUUGGAACAUUGUUCAAAGAGAACUUGUCGCGUUAUUCUGGUUGUGUAAUGUAAAACUAUCACUGUCUUCCAGCCUUUGGAAUCUAAUUUACCAAACUCAGAAGGAA